Molecule: messenger RNA, 1925 nt
Organism: Rhipicephalus sanguineus (brown dog tick)
Lineage: Eukaryota; Metazoa; Arthropoda; Arachnida; Ixodida; Ixodidae
Product: galanin receptor type 2
Exons: 5
Coding region: 1-1050 (349 amino acids)
Biological process (GO): G protein-coupled receptor signaling pathway
Cellular component (GO): membrane
Molecular function (GO): G protein-coupled receptor activity
Source: RefSeq, a predicted model, not a curated record
AUGGCACAGAACAACAUGUUCUGUGCCAUUCUGUACUACCAUUGUGUACCGACCAUUGUGUACCACCAUUCUGAACGACCAUUCUGUACCACCAUGGCACAGAACGACAUGUUGUGUGCCAUUCUGUACUACCAUUGUGAACCGACCAUUGUGUACCACCAUUCUGAACGACCAUUCUGUACCACCAUGGCACAGAACGACAUGUUGUGUGCCAUUCUGUAUCUGGCCAUUGUGCAUCCCCUCGUGUCCCGAGCCCAGCAGAGCAAGGCACGCGCGAAGCGCAUCCUGCUGGGAGUCUGGGCCGCCCCGUGCCUGCUGGCAUCGCCGUUCCUGCAGCCGGCAAGAGCGGAGUCCGACACCCUGUGGUCCCAGUACGGCAGCAUUUCACGACGAAGCUGCCUCAUCACGCUCGAUCCAAGCUUUAGAAGGGGCUACUACACGAGCCUAUUCGUGCUGAUGUACCUGCUACCCCUGGCGUUCAUCGGCUGGACGUGCGGCCGCAUCGCGCGCUGCCUACUCAGGGGCAUCGCUCUCACCCGCCAGGGUAGCCUUCGGCGACAGGAGGCAAACCGCCGAAAGGUGGCCAAGAUGGUGAUGGUCGUGGCCGCGGCAUUCGCGCUGUCCUGGACACCGUACUUUCUGGUGUCCAUGUGGACCCAGUUCGGCACCAACUACCUGGAGAAACAGAACUACUUCUUCACCAUGCUCAGCAUCAAUCUGCUCGCGUUCAUCAAUUCUUGCGUCAACCCGUUCAUCUACGCGGCCAUGAGCAGGCGCUUCCGUGGUGGCUUCCGGCGCAUCCUGCUUCCGGUCGCCUGCAUCGGAAGCUGCCAGUCUGGAUCCGGCUGGCCGCCCACCGCAAGGCCAGCCUGUGGUUCCCGCCUAUUCAUCGUCGUUCCGGCUUCGCCUCCAUCGGCUGGCGAACGGGACCAGCCUGCUGUCGACUGCGUCCAGUGGGUCGCAGAGCGACACCCAGACGCACUCGGCACUCCCGGGGGCUCACCCCCAGCAUCGAGUGGCGGCGGCGUUGAGGAGCGCGAGGCAGGCUAGACUAGCCAACGCCAACGGCAACGUCAUCAGAGAUGCGGCCACCGCCACGGACACCGGUCCGUUCUCGCUCUUGGCUACCAUCGCUGCCAAGAAGAAUGUCCAGGACGAAAGCGUGACCGAACAGCAUCGCCGGGCCCUCAGCGACUCGAUGCUGACCAGACACAAUGGCUGCUGUUCUGAGAACGGUAGCCUGCCUUCUGUAUCCAAGAGGCUGCCCGAAGUCGACCCGGAAGUGACGUCCAAGCGACGAGGCACCACCCAGUGAUGCUUGGCACUUAGCUCGCAGCCUUGAGGAGAAAUUCCUAAAGGACUCCGAGGAGGGACGAUACAGACGAGUGCAUCAGGAUGGAGAUAUCGUGGAUUUGAGAAGUCUGUGUGAGACACCAAGGCCAGUCUCUCAACAAUGUCAUGGAAAGAGCUAUCGAAUGUGGUACAAAAGGGCGGUUCUAAGUAGUGAGACUGAGCUUUACACCCUGACGGGUUUAUGGUGAUUGAUGCCUUGGAAAGCUGCGUUUAUUCCUCUACAGUGGAGUGAGAGAGUCGAUAUUUCGGUGUAGUCGUGAAAAAUUGUCGGCCCUUCGCUUAUGUGCGUGGGAAGAAGUCCUGAAAAAAAAAAUAUUCACAAUCUGCAGUGAGACAGUAAAUGAUAAUUAGUGCUUACUUUGCGGUGCAAUCUGCUAAAUCGUGAAUCCUGCAAAGUUGGGGAUAAAAAUGUGUUAUCCCUUCAUCUCCUGAGAACCGACGGCACUGGAAAUAGUUGUGUUACCUAGAUGUAACGUUUCUAGGGGAUGUGUACGGUGAAGACAUUGGUGGGGACAAGGGCCCCACGUCAACCCGAUAGGAAAGGUUACUGUGUUCUGAGUUAGCAAAAACUG